Camellia sinensis is the source of this 758-nucleotide messenger RNA. Lineage: Eukaryota; Viridiplantae; Streptophyta; Magnoliopsida; Ericales; Theaceae. The record is from RefSeq and is a predicted model, not a curated record.
GUACUUUUCAUAUGUUAUUUUGAUCUUACUACAAUGAAGUUGGUAGCCUAAUUAAUUCAUCUAUCUUAUAAUGUAGUGCUCCCUGUGUAUCGUACUUGCUCCGCAAACGAGCUCUUUACGAUGACAUGUCAAGGUACACAUGCUGUGGUGGCUAUAUGCCUUGUAGUGGGAAGUGUGGAGAAAGUAAAUGCCCUGAAUUUUGUCUUUGCACUGAGGUUUUUCUUUGCUUUGCAAAUUCAGUUGCAUCAACACGUUUCAUGUUGCAAGAUGAGUUCAACAUACAGACCACACCGUGUGAUAACUGCAUUAUUGGAUUCAUGCUCUGCCUCCAACAAUUGGCCUGUAUAUUUUCCCUAGUUGCUUGUAUUACCGGCAUUGAUGAACUUCAAGAGGCUUCUCAGAUACUGUCCUGCUUCUCGGAUUUGGUUUAUUGCACGGUUUGUGCUUGUAUGCAGACACAGCACAAGGUUGAAAUGGACAAAAGAGAUGGCAAGUUUGGACCACCACCAGUGAUGGCGGUGCCUCCAGCUCAACAUAUGUCUCGUAUAGAUCAGGGCAUUCCUCCACCAGUCGGAUAUCCAGCACCGGCAUAUGGUACUGUUACUGCUACUGUACUGCUACAGUACUGUUACUAUAUUGUUACCAUUACUGCUACUGUACUGACACUGCUACUAGUACUGCUAACGGAUAUGCCACGUACGAUUACUAUGAUUUCUAAAUGGCUGUUACGGCAUCAAUAUGAGCCACAAACUGACUGA